UUACUACAGGUAGUCUUAGAAAAGAACCAUGGCUGUGACUAGACCCCUGUUCGCUUGCGUCGUUUUAACUCUGGCAUUGGGUAUACAAGCCAAAAAUUGUUCUGAGAACUUUACCUCUGUGGGAAACAAGUGCUAUUAUGUGUCCUUAAAAAAGGAAAACUGGUACGUGGCUGAUCGUACCUGUCGAAAGCUCGGAGGAUAUCUUGCGGUAUUCGACAAUGAGAAGGAUAAAACUCUGACAACAGAAUACUUAAAGAGCUUGGGGCUUCCUUUCGCCGAUGGUUGGCGCCAUUCCGUUUGGAUUGGCAUCAAUUGCUUGGGAAAUCGUCGCAAUUUCCACUUGUCCAAGACCGGUGACCCACCUGCCUACCUGCCUUGGGUGCGCCAUCAGCCAGACAAUUAUUCUCCAGAAGAGGACUGUGUGGCCUUCGCCGACUUUAACCAGUCUUUCGGCUACCAUGAUAUUGAGUGCGAUAAACAAUUUCCCUUUGUGUGUGAAGCACCCGGUACUGAUGAUUAUCUCUGCCUCGUAAAAGACUCCUUGGUAGAAGCGGCAUUGUAUUUAUUGAGAAAUAGAUCGACCAUUUAAAAGAAUGGUAAUAUUAGUAUUAUAAUUGUAAUCGCUUCUUUAAUUCUUCCAUUUAAUUAAGUCAAUAAAUCGUAAUAUUUAUUUA
This is a messenger RNA of Drosophila kikkawai, 674 nucleotides long. RefSeq names its product C-type lectin 37Db-like. NCBI's taxonomy places the organism in Eukaryota, Metazoa, Arthropoda, Insecta, Diptera, Drosophilidae. The record is from RefSeq and is a predicted model, not a curated record. Gene Ontology annotation, molecular function: signaling receptor activity.